CGCUGGCGGCGGGGGCCGCGAUCGGGGCGGCGGCGGCGGCCGCGCUGGGGGAGGGGAGGGGAGGGUGCGCGGAACCCCUGGGCCGCACGUCCCGCCCGUGGCGCUGCCCCCGCCCCGCGCCGCCGGGAACCGCAGUGCGGAAUCUGCCGCGCCGAACCCGCCGCGCCGUGCGCGCUCCCGCGGGCCGGCGGAAAGAUGGCGUCGGUGUGGGAUGAGUCGGAGGACGGUGUCGGCGAGGAGGUGCUGAAGAUGUCCACGGAGGAGAUCGUGCAGCGCACCCGCCUCCUCGACAGCGAGAUCAAGAUCAUGAAGAGUGAGGUACUGAGAGUGACCCACGAGCUCCAGGCCAUGAAAGACAAGAUCAAAGAAAACAGUGAAAAGAUCAAAGUGAACAAAACCCUGCCAUACCUUGUCUCCAAUGUUAUUGAGCUGCUGGAUGUUGACCCAAAUGACCAGGAGGAGGAUGGAGCAAACAUUGACCUGGAUUCCCAGAGAAAGGGCAAGUGUGCUGUGAUCAAGACCUCUACACGUCAGACAUAUUUCCUGCCUGUUAUUGGGUUAGUUGAUGCUGAGAAGUUGAAGCCUGGAGAUCUAGUGGGGGUGAACAAAGACUCUUACUUGAUCCUGGAGACUCUGCCUACUGAGUAUGAUUCACGGGUGAAGGCCAUGGAGGUGGAUGAGAGGCCCACUGAGCAGUACAGUGACAUCGGGGGGCUGGAUAAACAAAUCCAAGAGCUCGUGGAGGCCAUUGUCCUGCCAAUGAAUCAUAAGGAGAAAUUUGAAAAUUUGGGUAUACAGCCACCCAAAGGAGUCCUUAUGUAUGGGCCUCCAGGAACAGGGAAGACACUUCUAGCUCGAGCAUGUGCUGCCCAGACCAAGGCCACGUUCCUGAAGCUGGCAGGUCCACAACUUGUGCAGAUGUUCAUUGGCGAUGGAGCAAAGCUGGUACGCGAUGCUUUUGCUCUCGCGAAGGAAAAAGCUCCUUCCAUCAUCUUUAUUGAUGAACUGGAUGCCAUUGGCACUAAAAGGUUUGAUAGUGAGAAGGCCGGUGACCGGGAGGUGCAGAGGACCAUGCUGGAGCUGCUUAAUCAACUCGAUGGUUUCCAGCCCAACACACAAGUCAAGGUGAUCGCUGCAACCAACCGGGUUGAUAUCUUGGACCCAGCUUUGCUCCGCUCUGGACGAUUAGAUCGGAAGAUUGAGUUCCCAAUGCCUAAUGAAGAGGCCAGAGCCAGAAUUAUGCAGAUUCAUUCACGCAAAAUGAAUGUCAGCCCUGACGUGAACUAUGAGGAACUGGCUCGCUGCACAGAUGAUUUCAAUGGAGCCCAGUGCAAGGCUGUGUGUGUCGAAGCGGGGAUGAUUGCCCUCCGCCGUGGAGCUACAGAGCUCACCCACGAGGACUACAUGGAAGGAAUCCUGGAGGUUCAAGCAAAGAAAAAAGCCAAUCUGCAGUACUAUGCCUGAUCCCUGCCCAGUCAAGGUUGUGGCCUUGGCAGAGGACAUGAAUAGACUGGACUGUAACACUUAUUUUCUGUCUGGAAAAAAUAAAAGCAUUUUUUCCCUUUAAAAACAAAUCUGUGAUGUGUUGGGGCUGUCGCCCUUGCUCGGUGGUUCUACAUCUGUGUGAAGGCAGGCUAAAAGCCUCCUGUGCACUGUGCCCACCAUGCUGCCUUUGGACCCUCCUCCAACUAGCACUGGAUUAAACACUGCUCUGAUACUUCCUCAUGAGGACCAGGAGACCAUACUGCAGUAAGUGUUCUGUGACAUUGAUGACCUGCAGCUCAGACAGCAUCCCGGUUCUUGCCUGCGCAGCCAGUGAACAGCCUGCAGCAUGGUUAGAGUUUGAAACUUUUGAACACUCACUUUGCAAGGGUGAACAUAAUUCACACAUGAAUGAUGUUUUAACUUUGUCACGUGAACUUAACUCUUGAAGCUUUAACACUGUUGCUGGUAUGUGUGUGUGAGCUCUCUGGGGAAUCAGUCAGGUCAUUAGUCAUGAAGAAUUCGAGGUUUCAUCCAUCAAGCAAGUCUUUCAGUACUUUUAAUGCCAGUUGAGAAUUACAACUUCCAUUUAAAAAUUACACUUUUCAUAAAUACACUGACUUUAGCAUUAAGUAUCUUACAUGCCACUGUAUUGUAUUUUAAAUACAAUGUAAACAUCUCCAAAUGCUGGCCA
Molecule: messenger RNA, 2176 nt
Organism: Camarhynchus parvulus
Lineage: Eukaryota; Metazoa; Chordata; Aves; Passeriformes; Thraupidae
Gene: PSMC3
Product: proteasome 26S subunit, ATPase 3
Exons: 12
Coding region: 196-1464 (422 amino acids)
Biological process (GO): proteasome-mediated ubiquitin-dependent protein catabolic process
Cellular component (GO): proteasome regulatory particle, base subcomplex
Molecular function (GO): proteasome-activating activity; ATP hydrolysis activity; ATP binding
Source: RefSeq, a predicted model, not a curated record